AUGGCAUUGGCCACGCAGUCCCGGAGACUUGUGCCAGGCUCGGAGUCGCAGCGGUCCCCGCUUGGGGGGCUGGAUGUGCGCGUCGGCUGGUUCCCCGGAACUUGGAGGCGGCCGCUGCGACCCGGAGCCCGCGGGGGGCGUGUGCUCGCCAACUGCAGCCUCCCCCCGGAGGGCAGCCGAGGGCUCCCCCAUGAUCACCGAUGGCUUGGGGUGCGCACGUGGGCGAACUUGAUCCACCAGCGGCGGGUGGCCCUGGCCGAGCUGCGAGGGGCGGACGGCGAGCCUCCGGUCGACCGGAGCCCGUUGGCGUGGACAUGGUGCACGGUGUUUCGACGCGGGGCACGGGGUCCUGUCAAGCCGCUGCCGCCGGAGGAGCGGUGGGGCAAAGACCAUGACUGUACAGUACAGAUGAGGACCUCUACCUUUUUGUUUCUUUCCUGUGUUCAUUCCACAGGUGUGUAUCCGAAUCUGGAGCCUAUCCAGCGUUUGCCGGCUGGGCUUUUCCAGCGUGAGAAAGAAGGACCCGUCAUCAUUCACACCGAUGGCUCUGAAGUCUUGGACCCCAACCACCAGAACUGCCGGAGCCCAUGGGAAAGAACCAGAGCCCGGAGGCGGCUGCCUCUGCAGCCAGGAAUCUCUGAGGAUUUGAAAAAGGUGAAGGAGGGAAUGGGCAUUGCCAGUAGUAAUGGAGUGGACUUCCUCGUCCUCCUUGACGAUGUGGCUGCUGAGCAGGGAGCAUUGACCAGAGCUGUGGGCACAGCCUUGUGUGUGCCAAGAGAAGACAGGGGAAGCCUUCAGAUGGCAGCAGGACCCUGUCUCCACCUGCUGGAGAGCAGCCUGCUGAAGGGCGAGGGCCCGGCCACUCCACCCGGAGUAACAGGUGUCUGGCAGCUGAGGGCAGCGGGGGCCUCUGGCUGCAGGGAGGGACCCAGAGAGCUGUGUGCUCAUGAUGUGACCCUCCUACCUUUCUUAAUGGCCCUGGGGAUUUUUGACCACAAGUGGCCAUCAUUGGCUGCUGAAGUGAUCAUGGGACUCGAGCACCAGGAGUCUAAGGAGUGGCUACCAUGGGAAAUGGUAACCUCCAAGGAACAAGUGCUGAGUGGUUGCCCCGACCAGCUCUGUCCACUGGACAAGUUCUUGAACACCUUGUCAGUUCACACCUUGAACCCAGAAAAAAUACACCUGCUCUGCUCUCAAGCACAGGUGGUGGAACUUGGAAAUGGAGAGUGA
Molecule: messenger RNA, 1230 nt
Organism: Molossus molossus (Pallas's mastiff bat)
Lineage: Eukaryota; Metazoa; Chordata; Mammalia; Chiroptera; Molossidae
Gene: ACP6
Product: acid phosphatase 6, lysophosphatidic
Source: RefSeq, a predicted model, not a curated record